Dunckerocampus dactyliophorus (ringed pipefish) is the source of this 2120-nucleotide messenger RNA. RefSeq names its product gastrula zinc finger protein XlCGF57.1-like. Gene Ontology annotation, biological process: regulation of transcription by RNA polymerase II. Gene Ontology annotation, molecular function: RNA polymerase II cis-regulatory region sequence-specific DNA binding; DNA-binding transcription factor activity. The transcript is spliced from 2 exons. The coding region runs from base 159 to 1979 and encodes 606 amino acids. The record is from RefSeq and is a predicted model, not a curated record. Lineage: Eukaryota; Metazoa; Chordata; Actinopteri; Syngnathiformes; Syngnathidae.
UUCGCCAUGUUGGACAACUGUAGGAAAGAUUGCAACGAAAUGGGUUGUUACCGCGUGUGUUGUCGCUGUACAUAUUUUUCGCGAGGAUUAUUUGUUACUGUUAUGAAAAGCUAACCUAAGUGAACUUUGAAGCCUCUCGAGGUAGCUCAGCUUGCUAGAUGCUCACAAGAGACAUCGGGUGUGAUCAACACAUCGCUAAACAGAGAUUAAGUGUGAAUGUAAAGUGUUGUGAUUGUGUGAACAUGUGCGAAAGAACGAUAGCAGAGUACGAGGAACUUUCUCGAACAAAAGAGGAGAACGAGCAACAACGUCAACUACUGGACGCUGUUUUCAAGAAGCCUCAAGUUGUGGUACACAGAGCAGAUGUCAGCAAAGAACAUCUUCACCCUGAGCAGCAGGAGUGGAGCUCGAGGAUGGAGCAGGAGGUGCCACGCCACCCUCACAUUAAAGAUGAAGAUGAGGAGCCACAGCCUCUCCACCUUAAAGAGGAAGAGGAGGAGCUGCAGCCCCCCCACAUUAAAGAGGAAGAGGAGAAGCCACGGCCCCUUCACAUUAAAGAGGAAGAGGAGGAUCACAGCAUCAGUCAGGAGGGAGAGCAUCUUGAAGGCUUGGAGGAGUUCCCAGUGAUCGUUGUCCCUGUGAAGAGUGAAGAUGAUGAAGACAAAGAUGAAAGUGAGGAGAAGAGAGAGGUGGAGCCUCCAAGCAGCAGCUCAACUCAACACAUGACAACAGAAGCUGAUGGAGACCACUGUGGAGGAUCACAAGCAGACAACCUCUUAGCUCCACUAUCAGAUAGUGACGACACAACGUCACACUCUCCUGACACUGAUGAUGAAGACUCUAAAGCUGAUAUGACAUGUCACACUGACAACACACACUUGAAAUGCUCUCAAUGUGGGAAAACUUUUAAUCGCCGUAGUUAUCUGAAAAGACACAUGAGAAGUCACACAGGUGAAAAACCAUUCAUGUGCUCAGCUGGAAAGAAAAUUCUCUUCUCUUGGAAGGAAAAUUUUACAGUACAUUCUAGAUUGCACACUAGAGAGAAACCCUUUUCCUGUUCAGUGUGUGGUAAAGGUUUUUCCAAAAAAGAUAAGUUGAAAAGACACAUGACAACACACACUGGAGAGAAACCACAUUCUUGUUCAGUGUGUGGUAAAGGUUUUGCACAAAAAGCUGAUUUGAAAAUACAUAUGAGAACACACACUGGAGAGAAACCAUUUUCUUGUUCAGUGUGUGGUAAAGGUUUUGCACGAAAUUCUAAUUUGACAAUACACCGGAGAAGACACACUGGAGAAAAACCAUUUUCCUGUGCAGUGUGUGGUAUAAGUUUUGCAGACAACUUUUAUUUGAAAAUUCACAUUAGAACACACACUGGAGAAAAACCAUAUUCCUGUUCAGUGUGUGGCAUAAGUUUUGCGGGAAAACCUAAUUUGACAACACACAUGAGAAGACACACUGGAGAGAAACCAUAUUCCUGUUCAGUGUGUGGUAAAAGUUUUGCAGAAAAAUAUUAUUUGACAACACACCUGAAAAGACACACUGCAGAAAAACCAUACUCCUGUUCAGUGUGUGGUAAAGGUUUUGCAUGUAAAGGUGACUUGAAAAAACACAUGAAAACACACACUGUAGAAAAAACAUAUUCCUGUUCAGUGUGUGGUAAAGGUAUUGCAAAUAAACAUGAUUUGAAAACACACAUGAGAACGCACACUGGAGAGAAACCAUAUUCCUGUUCAGUGUGUGGUAGAGGUAUUGCAAAUAAACGUGAUUUGAAAACACACAUGAGAACACACACUGGAGAGAAACCAUAUUCCUGUUCAGUGUGCGGUAAAGGUUUUGCACAGAAAGGUAAUUUGAAAAGACACUUGACAACACACACUGGUGAGAAAGUGUUGAGUUGCAGUGUGUGUGAUGAAAGAUUCUCUUAUAAGUACCAGCUUAACAACCACAAGUGUGCUGGUGAGAACAGCAGCAGCAAAUGAAGCUGCAGGACUUUAAACUGUUAAGACUUUGAUAACUUCGACUUUACCAGCACAUAUAUUGUGUGUUGUGUUGUGUGUAACAAAAUCUUGAUCAUAAAAUAUAAAAUCUUCGUACGGAAAGGUUCCCUUCAGACCACACAC